This is a messenger RNA of Saccostrea echinata, 2509 nucleotides long. RefSeq lists its product as uncharacterized. Gene Ontology annotation, molecular function: cysteine-type peptidase activity. Lineage: Eukaryota; Metazoa; Mollusca; Bivalvia; Ostreida; Ostreidae. The transcript is spliced from 2 exons. The coding region runs from base 78 to 2111 and encodes 677 amino acids. Gene Ontology annotation, biological process: proteolysis. The record is from RefSeq and is a predicted model, not a curated record.
UGUGCUUAUCAUGUUUUAUACGGUACUGUAUUGACUUAACCUUGAAGGGGAAUUUAAAACACCGACACUAUUUCGAGAUGUCUGAAAACAUUACCACACUAACUGGCGUCCUUGUUGAUGUUUCUGGAUCAAUGAGGUGGAAUGUUGGAGAAGGUGUUAACGAAGGAGGCGGUGAUUGGGUGCGGUCAAUAUUUCAGGUCAUUGACGAUCUAAUCAAACACGAUAUAUCUGAAACAAACGAAGUGUUUGCUAUCGCUUAUGGAGCAAACAAUUGUAAAAAUGAAAUUUUUGACAUUCUUAGCACGUUAAAACGGUUUCAAAUUCCAGUGCCUCGUUACGAGUCUUUUAGACAAAUUAUUGACCGUUUACUGCAAAUACUUCAUAAUGCCGGUGCUUCAUCUGUCAGAAAAUGGGCAACUAUUGAUGUCAUCAAGAAUGCCAUUUCACAUAACCUGGCGGCUGCAAUAUUGCGCGAACUCGAAUCUGACCGUAACUUUGUAAGAUUUUGCGUCGAUAAAUGUUUACCACCAGCAUGCAAGGGAUAUACACCAGUAGCCCUCAGCGGAUAUGAUAUAUUUUCUUUGUUUGCAAAGGGAGUGAUAGGCACAGCUGAGUCCGUAGCCAGUACAGUUCGUCCAGCAACGAAGGCUGAUGUAACAGAAGCAGUGGGAAAGGCAAUGGGUUUCCUCCUAAAUGAUGUCAGCAUAAGUUCAUCCAUAUUUAGUGUUCAAGAGGCUUCAAACAUAAUCCAUGGAAGCGUUGGUGAAGAACUCACAGAAAACCGUUUGCAGGAGCUGAUGGACACAGUGAAACCUAUCAUUUAUGGUCUUACACCAUUUUAUACAUCAUUGCGAAAGGCGAAAGAGCUGUUUUCCAGUACAAGGUAUAGAAACCAUAAAAAGCUGCUGUUUAUUUUUUCUGAUGGAGUGCCUACGGAUCAAGGAAAUGAAAAAAUGUUCGGGGAGUUGAGGGAUGAAAAUGUAGUGGUGGUGAGCUGUUUCAUUACAAGAUCAACAGCAGUCGAGUCACAGAGACUUUAUAGUAAGAUUGAAAGAGAAUGGGACAACGGUGCUAAAUUAAUGUUUAAGCUGAGUUCCAAAGUUCCAACUCAGCUGCUGCCACGUACAAUAUUCGUAAAGCGUGGGUGGAAGAUUGAUAUAAAAAAUAACGAAACAAAAUUGUUUUUGCAGGCGAAUCACCCUGAUAUUAUGAGGGAUGCUUGUAGUCUAGCGCGGAAUGUAGUCUGUUGUCAAGAUGCAUUAGCGGAUAUACUUGUUUCGGUUUCGCUAGACAUUUAUAUCAACCAAAGUACCACUGGGUUUGGUGCACAACGUCAGGUUGGGGGUACGUGCUAUGCUAACGCUUCAGCAGCAGUACUUCAUCUGUCAAUGAAACGAAUUCUUGGACGAGAGGGUGGUUAUCCGGACUUCUUAGAGUUGAGACAAGAUUUAAUCGAUCUGUAUGGUAUAGAGGGAGCAAAUACUCUUGCAGUUCUUCAAAAUGUGUGCCCAAAGUACCGGCUACAUUGUAAGAAAGUUGACAUAAUCGGCGCAAUGCAUGCCAUAACUGCCAAGCGCCCAGUGGUUGCAAGGUUCCGUCUUACUGAUGCCGAAUGGAAAGUAUUUUCAAAGUUCUAUGAAGAACACAAAACAGGUGUUCUUACUAGAAAUGAAAUAGAUCUACGCAAAUCCCGAUAUGGUAAACUAGGAGGCCAUGCAGUCGUUCUUACUAGCUUCAACAGUGAGUGUCUGUAUUUAAUGAAUUCCUGGGGAACAGAAUGGGGAGACAAUGGAUUUUUUAGGGUGCAAAAUGCUGAUGUCCUUGAUUUAGAGUUCAUUGAUGUUUUCUGGACACUAAAUGAUCUCACUGAAAAUGAAAAAGACUACCAUAAGCGACAUGGCUCCGAAGUUGCUGAUAAAUUGAUGAAAAGUUUGAUUAGCUUACAGAGGGCAAAGUACCUAUGCCCAGUAUGCAACCAAACAUCACUUGUCACUGAGUUUUCAGGCCAUUUGACACAAGCAAAAUGUCCGAAAUGCUAUUGCUUUUUCAAUAGUAAUGAAGCGGGGAAUAUCUUAGCAUUGAAUAUGUACCUCACCUCCAUCAGUAGGUAGAUGGUUUAUUUUUGAAAACUGAGAAAUGACACUUUCAACAUUUUCAUCCUUAUACACAUUCCAGUGGAUGAAAGAAGAUAGGUGAACAAGUCGAGAAACAUGUCUAUGGUUCGACAAAUAAAAAUAUGAAAAUGAAAUCUCAAUUACAACACAACUUUCUUUGAUAUCUUAGUGAACAUUAAAGUAGUAACAUUGAAGUUUAAAAUAUAACAUGCAUAUGAUGAACGUAUCAGAUAUAGCAAAACAUCUAUAAGGAAUAAAAUUGUUUGACCCUAUAGCACUCACUUGAAGCGUGAUUUACUGUAACUGUACAAAAAAUGUUAAGCAAGACACGCUCUAUGCUUUAUCAAUAUGAUAUACUUUACUAUACAGGGAAUAAAAAUUCCUUCGUUGUAAGU